Messenger RNA from Chelonia mydas (Green sea turtle), 3391 nucleotides. It is a transcript of the gene SUB1, whose product is annotated as SUB1 regulator of transcription. Bases 155 to 553 code for a protein of 132 amino acids. Gene Ontology annotation, cellular component: transcription regulator complex; nucleus. Gene Ontology annotation, molecular function: DNA binding; transcription coactivator activity. The transcript is spliced from 5 exons. The record is from RefSeq and is a predicted model, not a curated record. Lineage: Eukaryota; Metazoa; Chordata; Testudines; Cheloniidae. Gene Ontology annotation, biological process: positive regulation of transcription initiation by RNA polymerase II.
ACACCCCCGCCUCGGCAGCACCGUACGUGAGGCGCUGCGGGACGUAAUGACGUAGGCAGGGGGUGGGGCUUGCCGGUUGCGACAUUUCCGUUUCUCUCAGUGGCGGUGGUGGUGUGCUUCGGAGAAGAGAGCAGCACGCAGAGGGAGCGGGACAAUGCCUAAAUCAAAGGAACUUGUGUCUUCAAGCUCAUCUGGCAGCGAUUCAGAUAGCGAAGUUGACAAAAAGGCAAAGAGGAAAAAGCAAGCGGCUCCAGAAAAGCCUGUAAAGAAACAAAAGACUGGUGAAAGUUCUAAAGGUGCAGCUUCCUCUAAGCAAAGCAGCAACAGAGAUGAGAAUAUGUUCCAGAUUGGCAAAAUGAGAUAUGUCAGUGUUCGUGACUUUAAAGGGAAAGUCCUAAUUGAUAUUAGAGAAUACUGGAUGGAUCAAGAAGGUGAAAUGAAACCUGGCAGAAAAGAGCUGGAAGAGAACCACCCAAAAAUGUUUUUGCUGCUGAACUCAGUGAAGUUAAACCCAUGGACUGAUGGAAAUGUCUUGGCAGUUUCACAGAUGUAGAGCUCAGAAAAUAACUUUUUUUUCCCCCUGGGGUUGAAGCUACUGCAGGUGUACAAACGACAUUAUCUAAAUCUUGACUAGUUUGUUCUAAUUUCAGAAACUGAUAGUGUGUAAAGGAAGUAGGAAAUCUAUCUUGAACAAUUAAUCCAGGUGGCAGAUGAAGACACUGUAUUCUAGAAAAUUUCUCAGUGCAGUUUCUCUCAUUUAUUUAGUCAGUUUACUGAAACUGAAAAAAACCCUUGUUUUGCCAUUACCUACUGUUGAUUUAGUACAUAUCACGCUAGAGCUUGGUUUCAAUUGAGGUUUUGUUACUUCAGCAGUUGGGAAAGCAGAGCCCAAGCAGUAACAUUCCAACAUGUUGGUUUUGGUAUAAUCCCAACAAAAUUUACUUGUACUGUAGUUUCGGGCUAGGAUUUUCAGUGGAGCCUAAUGACUUAAACACACACAUCCCAUUGAAAUUCUGUGGGAAUUAAGUGUCUACCUCCAUAAGCCCCUUUGUAAAUCCAACAUGACUAAACAAAUGUUGACUAAAUCAGAAAUGUAAGUCACUAAAUUUGACUACCAUAAACUCUCUGAAGAAGUUUGUUUGGUAAAGUAAGUUGCUGCUUGAACAAGCCAUGUAUGUUACUAAGGCCAUGUCUAUAUGUAUAGCGCUACAGCGACGCAGUUGUACCAAUACAGCUGCAGCGCCUCUGGUGAAGACGCUCUGUGCCAAUGGGAGAAUGCUUUCCUGUCACCAUAAAAAACCCACCUCCAUGAGCGGCAUAAAUUGUGUUGGCGGGAGAUGUUCUUCCGCCGACAAAGCGCUGUGCAUGUGAAUGCUUAUGUUGGUGUAAUUUACGCCGAUCGGGGAUGUAAUAUUCACACCCCUGAGUGGUAUAAGUUUUGUCGAUAUAGGGUGUAGUGUAGACGUAAUUUUUUUAGGUAAGUGAUAUUUAGGCAAUGUGGCCAACACUAAUACUACAUCAAUAGAUGACUGUCUUCUCUGUUAUCAACCGUGUGAUGUUUCCUUUUGGAAACUAAACUAAAAUCUAAUCUUAAAAUGAGUAUUGUCUUUAAAUUGCUUUGACUGAAAUCAGCACACUUUGAAAACCAUGCUAGAUUAGAAUAUUUGAUGUUUUGUUGGUUUGUUCAUCUAGAAAUGAAGUUGGUGACUAUGGUAAGACUUUUGAGACAGCUUCAGAAAUCAAUUUGUAUGUUUUCUGACUGAAAGGGCUUAAUGCUGUUUGUGAUGGUAUUUUUUCCAGUUCAAAAUUAAAUAUUCAAUUUCAGUAAAGUGGUCAAGAUUUCUUGAAAAAACAAACUUGUCUUCUCUGAAAACUUGAUAAAAUUAUGUGACAGCAUGUUCAGACUAGCUGGUGUCCAAAACAUGAAAGAAUGUAGGAAAAGUUUUUUCCCCUCUAGAUUAAAGUUCACAGGUGGCUGACAACAGCCGUACUUAUGUUUAAUAUUCUCAAAUAAUAAAAAUAUUCGGUACCAAAAAAGUCCUGAUCCUGUUUUCCUUGGGUCCUGUUACAGGUGUUUUACUAAAGUGUGUCUAGAUUGCUCUUUGAAUGAAUGGAGACACAAUUAAAUAAAUCCUUAAAUAAACAAUGGGUUAAAAGUUUAAGGAACAUGCAUAGAGGCAUGAGUAAGAUUGGUGCAUGAGAAGAUAUAGAUAAAUGUCAUACUAUUUUGUGUGGUGGGAGAGAAGAAUGGCGAUCAAUUCUGUAACCAGACAAGGUGCAGCACAGUGCUUUCGAUGCUGCUUCAAAAAGGUUUACAUGCUUAACGUACAGAAUUUAGUUUUAACAAAGAAGAUUAAAAGGUGACUUUAAGGAAUGGGGAGCAAGUAUUUAAUAAUUGGCUCAUCAGUCUAGCAGAGAAGAGUGUAACACAAUCUAGUGGCUAGAGGUUGAAGCUAGCCAAUUUCAGACUGGAGAUAAGUCUCUUAAAUUUUUAACAGUGGAGGUAAUUAACCAUUGGAACAGUUUAUCAGUGGUCAUAGUGGUUUCUCCAUCACUGACAAUUUUGAAAUCAAAAUUAGCUUUUUAGAAAACAUCUAUGCUCUAGGAAUUUUGCAAAAGUUCACUGGGUCCUGUUGUACAGGACGUCAAGCUAGUUGAUCGCUAUAGUCCUGUCUGGCCGUGGAAUCAGUGAAUCUAAGAACGUGUGUGUGCAAACUCAAUCCACAAACACAUGGCUUUUAUCACACUAAAGAAAGAAGCCUGGGCCUCUCCAGCUCAUCCAGAAUUCUAGUGCAGCCUGCCAUCAGAGCCACUGCUACAUUCACAUAACACAUGGGAUGGGUUUCUACAAAGAUGCUGCACUACAGUUUGUAUCUUCUUCCCACAUCCAAACAGAAUCCAUAAGCAGACUAACCUCUUGUUUAGCCUGAAGUUAAAUAUAAAUAUUCCAGUGAAUAGUCAUAAAUGAAUAAUUACAUUAACUAAAAUAUCUAACACUCACUACAGCUAACACUUUUACAGUUAUGAAAAUAUUGAUCUCAUAGUAAGGUUGUUUUGGUUCAGAGAUUGUUACAGUUGUACAAAAUCUUCAUCUUAGUUUUCAUACUGCACUAAGGAUUUGUGUUUAAUGCAUUUCAGGUAUUUCUUUAAAUCCAGAACAGUGGAGCCAGCUGAAGGAACAGAUUUCCGAUAUUGAUGAUGCAGUAAGAAAACUGUAAAAACAGCCAUACAGAAACUUUUACUGUUUUAGUUGUUUUAAGCAGUCUUUUUACACAUUGGCUUUUGUUUUCUAAAAUACUUGUUUUCCAAGCUAUUGUAUAUUUGGAUUGCAAAACAAUUUGUAAGAUGAAUACUUUUUUUUUAUGUGCAUUAAAAGUGUAUUCUAAGUGAG